Molecule: messenger RNA, 2352 nt
Organism: Volvox carteri f. nagariensis
Lineage: Eukaryota; Viridiplantae; Chlorophyta; Chlorophyceae; Chlamydomonadales; Volvocaceae
Exons: 13
Coding region: 1-2352 (783 amino acids)
Source: RefSeq, a predicted model, not a curated record
AUGCUAGUACGAACUCCUCAUCAUGCUGAAGAGGAGUCGUCAAGUCUCGACCCGCAAGCAUGUCUCCAAGAUGCACUCACGGAUUUCCCCUCCGGAUUGUCCCGCCGGAGCAAGAGGAGCAAUAAUGCCGCGGCUGCACCUCGUGAUGCCGUACAAGAAGCCAUUGAUGCGUCGAAGGCCGCCGCUGGCGCGGCGACGGCGGCGGCAGCAGUUGCUGUGACCCCAGCAGCGACGGGUUCCCGUACUGCCUCAUUAUUGGGUGCUAACGGUAUCCAACGGCUUUUUGACCACUUAAAAAUAGCACCCAACGAGUUGACAACCUCUUCCAGCAUGAGUGAAGUCGAGGAUAGCGCCGUGUCAGGAAGUGAAGCCGCUGGGCGACCGCCGCUGGCGCCGCCGUCAUCGCCGCCGCCAACGUCAAAGUCGCGACAGCUUGUCGUACACCGAAGCUCCCAGCCGGCACUGCCGCCGCCGCGCUGGCCGCCGUCGCUGCGCACAACAGCACUGCCCGCUUGCCGCCCGGUCUGGUUGGAGGAUGUCCUGUCCGUGCGUCAGGCACUGUUCAGAAAUCGAGCCAUCCGGCUGACUGCCGUACUGGACAGGCCGCAGCAACUGUCAGAAGCUCUCAUCCGUCAUGCUUAUAAGACCCAUGGGUCACCUACGGUAACCGCCGCGUGGCGCUCCCCGGCUGACGUGCACCGCUUCCUGUGCCACUCUCGCGAGAAACAGGAACUUGAGGGUCCCCACCGCCUCCGUUGCCCCGACACGUCGCCGCUGCUCCUUCCUGCGUCGCCGGCGAACCCGGGGCCUGGCAGUAGCGGCCGCGGCGACAGCGGCGGUGGCGGUGGUUGUGGCGCCGGCGGCCGCACGCCCACGCUGGCGGAGGCGCUCAGUUGUCUGGAGGAGUGGCAACAACACAAGCUCCUCAUCCAGCUCGAUCUAUGUCAGCUAGCCGGCCACCAUACCGGGUCCGGACCCGGCGGCGGCGGUGGUGGUGUUGAGGCCGUGGACUUCAAUUUCGAGCCGUGGACCUGGGGCCUAGCCGGCGGUGAUGGUGACGGCGACGAGGCAAGCUGGUGGGAAUUUUGCAAGGAUCUGCUAGGAAGCUACUGGGGGCUACCACAAAGCCCAGCAGCUGCCGGCGACGGCGGACUCCAGGGGCGCCCAGUUGGUUUUCCCUUCAACCUCGGACCGUACGGAAGCCCUGCUUGGGGGCAUCCUGGAUUGCCAGUCGUACGACUGCCGUACUCCGGCGGUACGCUCUCCCUGGAGUGGGGCAGUGAGGGGGCGCUACUGCCGCUCCGUUACCACGCGUCUGAUGAUCGUGUGAUUUUGCAGGUCUGCGGCCGACGGCGUAUCCUGCUCGUCCCUCCUGAGUACGCUCUGCCGUACCUGGCACCUUUCCCUGUAAUACAUCCGUACGAUGGGUACAGCAUGCCGGCGGUAGCACAUACAUUGGUGUACGACACUCCGGGUGUUGACAUCACCCGCGCCGCCGCCACGGUCUUGUCGGCUUGGGAGAAUCUUCACGACGUCCAAGGCCAGGUGGCAGUCCUUGAUCCCGGCGACGCCGUCUUCGUGCCCGCGGAGCGGACGGAGGCAGUGGGGCGGCCCAUGGCUCCCGGCACCCGGCUACUGCAGCUGGCCAGACUGCUGGAGAGCUGGUCGCUGGCUGCGGAGGUGCCCCCAGGUUCGGAGCUGCGAAAGACGCUGCUGGAGAUGGCCGAGUACCACCUGCUACAGCUACAGCUGCAGUUUCAUCCAACCUUCAACCGCAACACCCCACGAGGCCGUGUGCUCAUGGAUCUGUACGACAUGAUCGUACGACAUGUGGCGCCGAUCUCGCACGCGGUGCUGAUAACUGUUGCGGCUGCCGUUAGAGCUCCGAAACCGGAGGACGCAUCGCCGGGGCCGUCCAAGCGACAUGGAUGGCUGUAUCCUGGAGGCGGGGGUGGUGGUGGUGGUGGUGGUGGUGGCGACUGGGGUAAGCGACAUGGAUGCGACGGUGGCGAUGGCGGAAGAGACUUCGAGGGGAAAGGUUCUUAUGACGGCAGCGGUGAUGCGGACGGCCUGGCGGCACUCAUUCGACUCGUUUGCCAGGACCGUCUUUUGCCCACGGACUGGGUGGACCAGCUGUGCCGAGAUCCCGAGGUGGCGCGCGAGCAGCUUCUAUGGUACGAUGACCGCCGUACACACGACGAGAGGCGCUUUCCAGAGCUGUUCCGGCUGCAGGUGGCUGCGAAGGAUGCUGAGUCGCGUGCGACCAGCCUGCGGCCGGCGGCGCUGCCAUACCAGAACUUGUCACUACAGCAUGCGUUGGAGGCGCCACGACCGUUUCUGCCGCUGCUGUAG